CAUUCGCUCUCCCACAUCUCAUGUGGAGAGCAGCCACGGAGCCUGGAAGAGUGGAGACUGGGCUUAGGCUUAAACUCCUUGUGCUUAGAAGUUUAUAAAAUGGGAACUUUUAAAAAAGUCCUGCUAGCAAGUAUAUGUGUAGCUUUUGUCGCUGUCAAGUGGUUUACACCGAGUUUUGAUGCAGAGUCCCUCAAGGGGGCCAGAGUGUUGGUGACGGGGGCCAGUACGGGCAUUGGAGAACAGAUGGCAUAUCACUAUGCUCGCUUUGGUGCUCAGAUAGUAAUUACAGCAAGGAGGGAGAAAGUGUUACAGCAGGUGGCAGAGGAGUGUCAGAGGUUAGGGGCCCAGAAAGCCUUGUACAUAGCUGCAGACAUGGCCAGUGUGUCUGACCCUGAAAAAGUGGUUGAAUUUGCUGUGGAGAGGCUUGGAGGGUUAGAUUACCUCAUUCUUAACCACAUCGGCCCAAGCCCAUUCAGCAUGUGGGAGGGAGACGUGGAGCAUACUCGGUGGCUCAUGCAGGUCAAUUUCUUCAGCUAUGUUCAGAUGGCGUGGAAAGCUUUGCCCUCCCUAGAGCAGAGUAAAGGAUCACUGGUUAUUGUUUCAUCACUUCUAGGUAAAAUGGCCAGUCCCUUUGUUGCACCGUAUACCUCAACAAAAUUUGCCUUGAAUGGUUUCUUUGGGGCCCUUUAUCAUGAGCUGGCUAUGAAGAAGAGCAACGUAUCCAUCUCUGUAUGCACACUGGGGCUCAUUGAUACUGAAGCAGCAAUGAACAAAGUCAGGGGUAUCACGAGUGUACCAGCCUACCCUGCCACAGAUGCAGCCUUGAACAUCAUUAUCACAGGAGCUACAAGACAAACAGAUCUGUAUUACCCUUGGUUUACCCAAGUUGUGACUCUCAGCAAAGACUGGUUCCCAUCCCUCACAAGCUAUAUAAUCCAGAACUCCUACAACUACAACCCAUGAGGAAUAGUCGUCUCUAUGCCCUUGCACAUGUCCUUCAUUUGUUACACAAUUUCUGACAUUUUUAGAGAACUGAUUUGUAUUGAGAGCAUAAUGAGCGGGAUGAACAGUGUGUGAUCAGUAUUUAAUAUUCUAGCACAGUCAGACAAAUCUGGGACUCUCAUUUUAAGAACGGUUUUAAAACUAACAGCCAAAUGGUAAAAGUUUUAUUUAUAACAAAGUGACUCUUGUCCUCAUUUCCUCAUCGUAUUUUGGUAAGAGUUUCAGACAAAAGUCCACAGGGGAGAAAAACUGAGUUUAUGUCAUUUCACAUUGCAGUUAGCUAAGACACUGGCAGCCAAUUGGGAACAUCUUUGACUCUAUCUUUUUUAUCUUUUAUACAAAAAGGGCAGCUUGGAUUAAAAUUAAGAAGAUAUUUUCAGGAUCUACAUCUGUUAGAACUAAUUAGCAUCACCAAAUAAAAAUGUCAGCCUUGAGAGUUAAAAGAA
Molecule: messenger RNA, 1448 nt
Organism: Cheilinus undulatus (humphead wrasse)
Lineage: Eukaryota; Metazoa; Chordata; Actinopteri; Labriformes; Labridae
Gene: hsd11b1la
Product: hydroxysteroid (11-beta) dehydrogenase 1-like a
Exons: 6
Coding region: 100-963 (287 amino acids)
Cellular component (GO): intracellular membrane-bounded organelle
Molecular function (GO): oxidoreductase activity
Source: RefSeq, a predicted model, not a curated record